This is a messenger RNA of Adineta steineri, 1215 nucleotides long. The record is from the annotation of a GenBank genome assembly. NCBI's taxonomy places the organism in Eukaryota, Metazoa, Rotifera, Eurotatoria, Adinetida, Adinetidae.
AUGAAAAUAAUCAAGAUUCAUUCUUACAUUGUUCUCAUUAUUCUCAGUAUAACAGUUCAAAUCAAUUCUCAAAUAUGUAGUAAAAUACCUCAAUAUGGUGAAUGCUCGACAAACAGUGCAUGUGGAUACUUUCAUAUAACAGGUGCUAAUAAUAAUACAGGCAUUUGUGGUUUUCGCUGGCUAGCAUGUUCUCGUCUUGUACUGUGCAAUUCUUCAGACAAUUCAUGUUCUCAACAUAAUACGACCUGUGUUCAACAUCCACAAUGUAAUGAUCUUCCUGUUUGUUAUCCAGUUACAAUGACUGAUCAAAGUAUUUGUCCACCAAUGAAAAAUAAAAUAAAUCUUAAAUGGAAGCAAAAUGCCAUCACUGUAGCUGGUGGAAAUGGAAAAGGACAAGAAUUAAAUCAACUAUAUUACCUUUAUGAAAUCUUUAUCGAUAAAAACAAAAAUAUUUUCAUUGCCGAUAAUUAUAAUCAUCGUAUUGUUGAAUGGAAAUAUAAUACACAAGAAGGACAAAUCAUUGCAGGCGGACUUGGCAAAGGAAAUCGAACGGAUCAAUUGGAUAGACCAACAGAUAUAAUUGUUGAUCAACAAAACCAUUCGAUCAUCAUUGCUGAUUUGGGUAACAGACGAGUAAUUCAAUGGUUCAAUCAAAGUCAACAAAUUAUCAUUCAGAAUAUUGACUGUUGGGGCUUGGCAAUGGAUAAAAAUGGAUUUCUUUAUGUUUCUGAUACUAUCAAGAAUGAAGUGAGACGAUGGAAAAUGGAAGAAUACAACAAUGAAGGAAUUGUAGUGGCAGGUGGAAAUGGAAAAGGAGAUCAACUCAAUCAACUCAAUUAUCCCAGUUUUAUCUUUGUUGAUGAAGAUCUAUCUGUUUAUGUGGCAGACUGGUACAAUCAUCGUGUGAUGAAAUGGAGAAAAGAUGCAAAAGAGGGAAUAGUUGUGGGUGGAGGAAAUCUCAAUCAGUUGUCUUCACCUCAUGGAGUAAUUGUUGAUGAAUUGGGUCAAAUCUAUGUGGCAGAUUCUCAUAAUGAUCGAGUAAUGCGUUGGUGUGAAGGAGAUGAAGAAGGUGAAAUUGUUAUUGGCGGAAAUGGUCAAGAAAAUCAACCAAAUCAAUUAUUUGGUUCCACUGGUUUAUCUUUUGAUGACGAAAGAAAUCUUUAUGUCGCUGACCGUGUGCUUGGUCGAGUUCAAAAAUAUCUACUAGAUAUCUAA